CGAUCACGCUGGUUACGCAGUACGACGUCGAGCUCAUCGGUAGCAGAGUCAUCCGAUUGAGAAUGCGUGCGACUGCGAGCGUAAAGCGCAAAGCAUGAGUGUAGAGAUCAGGACGAAGAGAAUUCUAUGCGCGACCUACUUAGCCUGCUCGGGCACUGCAGCGUCUGUCACAGACGUGACGGGGCUCGCUAUUGUGACGUUCUGACACGUGCCUGCAUAACAGACGCGAUCGACUCGGAGGAUUCGUAGGCAGACUCCGAGGACGCGGGGAUCUCCUUUACCACUAUGAGCUCGGGUGGACGCAAAAUCCCUCUCCGUGUCUCCAAUAACAAAGCAUAUGUCUGGGACAUUGACGACAUCGCUGCCUUGCGUGCAGAACACCACAUUUGCGGCGUCCUGACUGGGACAUUGCCUCACCUCUCCCAGCAAAAUGUCUUCCUCGGCCCUCCCCUCCUACUCAUUCCGGAGGAGGUCGUCCUCCUCGUCGACAAACACCUCGCUGUUCUCGUGGACGACCCCACAGCACAUCGGACGCCCUCCGCCGACGCCUUGAAGGCAUGGGACGCAGAACGAGCCGCUACCGCGAAUCAACAGCUCGUCCUUGCGGAAGCCAAGGAAACCUCAGAGAAGGCGGCGAAGCUGUCCAUGUCGGAGGAGGCUCUGCGCAAGCGGCAAGAGCGUGAGGAGAAGAGGGCGGCGGCUGCACGUGCGAAAGCUCUUGCGGAAGGCGAGGAUGUCGCUGCUCCCGAGGCCUCAGGCUCCGGGUCCAUCGCCAUACCUACGGCACCCGUCGCACAACGGCCUUCAACACCCACACCAAGUGCGCAGACUGCCUCGGCGUUCACGGUCACACUCCCCGGAAGCUCCUCCGACCUGUCAUGGUACGACUCGCAAGGGUGCACGUACGAGACGGUCGCAGACGCACAGGCUGCGGGGAUAUGGACUUACCCUGCCGACCUGCACGAGCGAGCAAAAUGUCGUGUGUUCAGGGACCUCUGGGAGAAAGGCAACUUCAUGGGCGGGGGCGUCAGGUUUGGUGGCGACUUUCUGGUGUACCCCGGCGACCCUAUGCGCUACCACUCACACUUUGUCGCCACCGUUGUCAGCUCGCCACUAUCGACGAUCAAGCCGAUGGAGAUCGUCGCACACGGACGACUCGGCACAGCGACGAAGAAGGCGCACCUGUUCUGCGGAUGGGACGACGAAAAACAGGAAGUAUCGUACUUCUCCAUCGAAUGGGCCGGCUUCGGCUGAUGCACAUCAAUCGAACACAAGUGAACAUCCUCAUGAGAAAGCGUGCGAUGCAUAUGCGUGAU
Rhodofomes roseus is the source of this 1316-nucleotide messenger RNA. RefSeq names its product tRNA-intron endonuclease catalytic domain-like protein. Gene Ontology annotation, molecular function: tRNA-intron lyase activity; nucleic acid binding. NCBI's taxonomy places the organism in Eukaryota, Fungi, Basidiomycota, Agaricomycetes, Polyporales, Fomitopsidaceae. The transcript has 4 exons. The coding region runs from base 286 to 1254 and encodes 322 amino acids. Gene Ontology annotation, biological process: tRNA splicing, via endonucleolytic cleavage and ligation; tRNA-type intron splice site recognition and cleavage. Gene Ontology annotation, cellular component: tRNA-intron endonuclease complex. The record is from RefSeq and is a predicted model, not a curated record.